CGGGUUCUUAAUAGCAGCUGUUUUCCUAUCGAGGAGUAAAGAAAAAGAGACGCUCUCUUCUAAUUUGACCUAAAAACACGACAUCAGCUCACUUCUUUUUCUAAAAGAAUAUCUACCUGAGGUGUAUUCAUAUCUUGGAAGAAUAAACCAAGCAUGGCUUUGAGGGUUCAUGUUUGCACUUGGAAUGUUAAAACAACACAACCUCCAGAAGUGGACUUGAGAGAACUUCUUCAUCUUGAUAAUGAAGAAGACAUCCCAGACAUCGUUGCUGUUGGACUACAGGAAGUAGAUGCCAAGCCACAGUCACUUCUUAUUGAGUACAUCAAAGAGAACUCUUGGGUAAAGAUCCUACAAGCAUAUUUGGGUGCAUAUGGUCUUGUCAAGCUUCGUUCCAUACGAAUGCUUGGCAUGGUCCAUCUUAUUUCUGUUCACUCAAGACAUUUACCUUAUGUCCGUGAAAUACGACCAGGAUACUGCAAGACUGCAUUUUUAGGACUCCUGGGAACAAAAGGAGCUAUUGCAAUGAGAUUUUCUAUAUAUGGUGAAACAUUCUGCUUCAUUAACAGCCAUUUUGCUGCUCAUGCUGAAUACACAGAACACAGAAACAUGGAGACUCAAACUGUUGAGGAUUAUAUCACAUUUCCAAACUGUACACCACAAAAAAUAAAUGAACACAGUUAUAUCUUCUGGUUUGGAGACUUCAAUUACAGGAUCAAUGAAUCUGCAGAAAACAUCAAAGCACUGUGCAGUCAACAGCAGUACUCCACUUUAUGGGAACAUGACCAGUUACUCAGUAGUCAGAAGGAAAACUUGUGUUUCGUUGGCUUUAAAGAGGGUCCCCUGUCUUUUCCACCUACCUACAAAUACAACGUUGGAACCAAUGACUGGGACACAGAAAGUGGUAAAUUUAGAAAACCAGCUUGGACUGACAGAGUCUUGUGGAAAGAAAAACAAGAAAAAGCGAACACAGUUCAACUGAUAACAUAUAAAUCACAUGAUCAGUACAUGACAAGCGACCAUAAACCCGUCAGUGCUUUAUUAAGCAUCGAUAUGCAGGAGUCUAUGACUGAACUUGAGAACCCAAUUGAGUGGAAGAUGGACUUGAUGAGCAUGCCUUGGUAUGGCAAUGAGGAUGGUCUUUGUGUUUAUAUUGUCAAAAACUACAAAACAUACAGUUGGGAUUGGAUAGGACUUUACAAGGUUGGCUUUCACCAUCUUUGGGAUUAUGAAAUGUACGAGUGGGCAGUUGGUGACGGUGAUGAGUAUGGCGAGAAUGGAUGUGCUGUUCUCUUUGACUGUCUGCCAGAAGAAGCUGGUCAUUAUGUCAUGGCCUAUUACAGCUACAAAAUGGAUGCUGUUAUUUCUGUUAGUGAACCAUUUGAGAUCUUGCCUCCUCGAGAUGAAGACAAAGACCCUGUUGAUGUUCAAGUUGAGCAACCACAAGAAGAUGUCUAAAGAUAACGUCAUAUCAUUCCUAGACAAGAGUAGUUUUGUGUAAGUGGGGUCACCAUCACAGAUUUAAGUUAUAGUUACUACCUGUACUCAUUGAUAGAACAAGCUGUGCACAUCCAUCCUCUAACUUGCCGAAUUUUUAUCCUUCAACAAUGAACCAAAUAUGUAAACAAUUUUAAAUAUAAUUUUAUUAUUAUUAAUUAAUAAUGAUUAAUAUUGAUUAUUAUUUAUUUAAAAAAAAUUUUUAAUAUUUUUUAGAAUAUGAUCAGUUAACUAACCCCUUACCAACACCUUAGCAACCAAACUUAAAGCUACAAGGCAUUCAAAAUAUAUCAAAACCACCAACUCGGAACUAUAACCAACCAACCACUUCCUAAACAUGAGUGUUGAUAAUGCUCACAGCAAUCUUUUAAUUUGUCUGAACCAUUUUAAUUAAUAUCUUUGGGGGGGAGGGGGCUUACUUUGGAAGAGUCUAAAACUCUUACUGUACCAUUUUCCCACUUACACAAAAUAUUAUUAAAUUAGGACAUUAAUUAUGUAUGAAGCACAAAAUAAUAAUACUUACUCUGUCUGGUAAUAUUAUGCAGAAUAGACACAGUUUGACCGAUAGCAGUCCCACUUUUCCCUCCAGAAUCAGUAAAGAAUCAUGUGUUUUUAGGAUUCCUGUGGACAUGCAGAGGUUGGGAAAUUUUCUUAAAACCCUUCUUUCCUGGAGGAAAAAGUGGAGCAGCUCGCAGUCUAAGGGACAAAACAAUGACCGAGAUGUCUAUUGUUUAAAUAUGUCAUUAGUAUACAAUAUUUAAGUACCUUAGUUCAGGAAUACAGAACUCUAGCCAGCAUAUCAAUAGCCAGGGCUUGGACCAGGUGGAACUUCAGAGAUCAGAGAGGGCCGGGCUGUCUUUUCUUGUCAUGGAGAUUUUGAGGAAAGUCACCCUCACUUCUCCAUCACAUUGUUCAUUAAUUUUUAUUGGCAAUUAAUUUUUUAUCUAUAUUUUAGUAAUCAGUUAUUGAGAGUUCCUGGUUUAGGAUUAUCUUUUUCUAUUCCUUAACAACUGAUUUCUAUAUUCAUAAGUUCUGAAAAAUGUUUGGAGUAGGAAAUUGCAAUAAUAGUAGCCAUGUUGCCUUACUGCAGUUUUCGAUAUUCUGGGAACAUGGUAGUUGCAAGCUACACGCUGAAUUUAAUCUUUUGCUGCCGUCAGUUAAGAAUAAUCAGUCGGUACCUUUGGUAUUCUUGACUGGCAGCAGUUAAAAAAACAGUGGAGCAAAACAAUUUCACAAAAAGCUGUUGAUAUGUCGGAGUUCACAGAAUAUUGAAUAUUGUAGUAAAGCUCAACUUGGACAGUGUUUGACUUGCAGCUUUUGUGGAUGUAUCUGGGUUUAAAAAAAGCUGGUGAGACGGAGAUAUUAACAAUUUGAGGAUUAAUUUUAUUUGAAAAGUGUUUUGCAAAAAUGUGGACAAAAUUGAGAGGCAUGAAUAUAUACAGGAAGUUGUAAAUAAUUCCCUUGCAGCAAUUCCACUUUAACUAAAUUUGGAGUAAAAUACAAUAAAUUUUAUUCUCAGCA
This is a messenger RNA of Actinia tenebrosa (Australian red waratah sea anemone), 3015 nucleotides long. Its product is annotated as phosphatidylinositol 4,5-bisphosphate 5-phosphatase A. Gene Ontology annotation, biological process: phosphatidylinositol dephosphorylation. Gene Ontology annotation, molecular function: phosphatidylinositol-4,5-bisphosphate 5-phosphatase activity. The record is from RefSeq and is a predicted model, not a curated record. NCBI's taxonomy places the organism in Eukaryota, Metazoa, Cnidaria, Anthozoa, Actiniaria, Actiniidae.